AUGAGUACCGUGCACCUGCCCGAUCUCCGUCAGGCUGCCGGUGACGGCUGCAAAGGAUGCGAUAUCAUCCUCAGAGGAGCGCUUCACUUCAGAGGCUUCUGGCUGGGUGGCAACGUACUCGAAUACAACAAGUCCCACGAAUCUAGCCAUUCGCCCUGGCCCGAGUCCGAAAUCAGCGUCUUUUUCGGUCCCGUGGAUGAGGACUCCCACAUUCGCGUAGUCCGCCUCCAAAGACCAAGGAGGGAUGGCAACGGUCCGGAUGAGUUGGAGCUGGAAUUCUAUGUGCCAGCUGGUGUGCCGACCUCGUCACCGGGCAUCAGAAGCGUGGGUGAUAUACCAGCAACACCAGAUGACCCCAGGUGCUUUCUGACAAUCAAAUCCUGGAUACAGGACUGUCUGCAAAAGCACUCCACCUGCAGACAGAGUCGUGUCAACAAAGAGAUGCCGAUGAGACUCCUAGAUGUCUCUGUUGAUGUUCCUUGUCUCGUGCCUACCCAAAACGUACAGAAUUACGUCGCGUUGAGCCACUCAUGGGGAGCUAAGCGAGACCGGAUCCAAGCUGUCCCAAAGACAACAAAGACGAACAUCACUCAGCAAUAUCAAGGCAUCCCAUGGAUAGAAUUUACGAAGACAUUUCGGGACGCCAUUACCAUUACCAGGCGACUUGGGCUGAAAUAUAUCUGGAUUGACGCACUUUGUAUCAUUCAAGACGACGCUGCGGACUGGGCUGCCGAGGCGAGUCGGAUGUCGUCCAUCUAUGAGAACGCCUAUGUGGUGGUGGCCGCGACGAGAUCCAGGACCGGAGACGAUGGAUGCUUUUAUGAAAGAUGUCCCAGUUACGCCAUUCUUGACGAUGAUGGUGAGGCCAUGAAUGUCUCAGUCAAGCAACUGAUCGAGCACAGUGAUUUCGCAGCCAAGUAUCCCGUCACAUUCGAAACAAUGCCUCUCUUCGACCGAGCCUGGGUUUUCCAAGAACGGCUCCUGGCAUCCCGCAUCGUCCACUACACGCAGCACGAGCUCGUAUGGGAAUGCAAAGAAGCCCUACGCUGCGAGUGCCACGGCAUUGAAUCCGGCAAGGGCUGGGACUCGGGGAAGUACGAGGGAAACUUCAAGCUCGACCACGCGCGAGUUAUACAGAAGACAGACAACAUUCAGGAACGGUAUACACAGUGGAUGAUGGUCGUGAACCAGUACACGGCCCGCUCCCUUGCUUUCGACAGUGACCGGCUUCCCGCGCUGUCCGGCGUGGCCCGCCGCAUGCACAUGUCCGCCAUGGGCCGUUACCAUGCAGGUAUCUACGAAAACACCUUGCCCGGUGCACUACUAUGGAUGACAAGCAUCGGCAUGGUCGAGAAGGGUUGGCGGAAACGACGGCCCGCGCAAUACCGCGCGCCCUCGUGGUCGUGGGCGUCCGUCGAAGCCCAAUGCGGCGGCUGGCUUCUCGAAAGGACCGGCGCGAGUCUCGCCCAGGUCAAGGACAUAGAGUGCUCGCUUGCAACGCUAGAUCCCUACGGACAGGUCUCUGAUGGCUUCCUGAUCCUCCGUGCCCCCUGCGUCGACAGUAAGCUCGUCUAUGACAGGAGUCCAAGGAUCUUGGACAAUGGUGACCAGCUCUUUCGACUUCGUGUCAACGAGACGAGUGUGAGGCUGGAGGAAGACGUGCCCUUGGACGACGCGGCCGCAAGUGCCGACUACAUGCCCGAGGGAGCAUUUGUGCUGGUGGCUUUCAUCGAGAAGCGACCGUUGAAGGAUGAGCGCCCCUGGUACCGAGGAGUGGCGCUGCGGCCGUCCCGACGCGUGCCUGGCGCAUGGGAGAGAAUCGGGCGGUGCAAUUACUACGCGGCGGAGAACUUGAGGCUAUCAAAUCUCAGAGACCUGCGGAUUGUCUGA
Molecule: messenger RNA, 1890 nt
Organism: Cyphellophora europaea CBS 101466
Lineage: Eukaryota; Fungi; Ascomycota; Eurotiomycetes; Chaetothyriales; Cyphellophoraceae
Exons: 1
Coding region: 1-1890 (629 amino acids)
Source: RefSeq, a predicted model, not a curated record